This is a messenger RNA of Tetrahymena thermophila SB210, 4326 nucleotides long. RefSeq names its product myosin-10 protein, putative. The record is from RefSeq and is a predicted model, not a curated record. NCBI's taxonomy places the organism in Eukaryota, Ciliophora, Oligohymenophorea, Hymenostomatida, Tetrahymenidae. The transcript has 7 exons.
AUGAAUAAAAAGUGCAUAUAACAUUCGAAUAUUUUCAAUUUAUAAUAGUUUAAAGCUGCAAUUAAGUAGACUAUAUACAGAAUUUACGAUAACUUUACUGUCGAUGCUGCUCUUUCUGAAAUGAAAUAAAUUUUAACUAAUUAUGGAGAAAUAGGAAAAUAAGAAAGGCUUUCUGCUUUAUGUGAUAUGCUUUUAGAAUCUAAUAAUAAUCUCAAUUCUAAAUAAAAGAAAGAUUUGUUGAAAGUUUUAGGAAUUAUUGGAGAGAUUUAUCAAAAAUAUGUAUUUAUUUCAUGGAAUAAAAUAUGCAAAGUAUUAUAAAAAAAGAUUUGCGAUGAUGAUGCAAAUACUUAUCUUGCAUUGGCUGAAAAUGUAGGGAUUUUAGUUUAAAAAGCUUUUUAAAUUGACUAAAGUAGCUAAGAUUAUUAGGAAUUUGAAAUUAAAUAAUUUUGGGAUCAACUAAUGGGGUUAUAUUUUUCAUUAAUUUAAUGUCCGAAUAGCUCGUUAGCUGAUAAAAAAAAAUCAGUAGCUUCUUCUAUGUGUCUUUCUAUUUCAAUACAAAGUAUUCCUCAACUAUUAAUAAUUGAUGAUAGAAUAAAUAUUUGUUUAUAAAUUAUGAAGCCUAUAGAGAAAACAAACAUAGCGGCAGAAAAUCAAUUACUGGACUGUCUGCUAAGUCUGAUAGUUGCUUGUGAAGAGUAAUUUGAAGAUUGUUGUGAGUAUUGUGUGCCUUUUGUAAUUGAUCAGCUUUCAAAAGAAUAAAAUAUUAUCACUUAAAAUGCUAUCAACAUGAAUAUUAACUCUUCUAGCUCAAAUUGGUAAAAGAGAAAGAUUUGUAUUGAUAUCAUCUAUACUCUUUCUGUUCUAACUCCUCCAUAUAUAUCACUUUACAAAGAUCAAUGUGUUGAAGUAGUUAGCUCCUUCAAAUAUGAUAAAAUAAAAAGUGUUAGAGAAGCAGCCUAAGUAGCUUUGGUAUCUCUUCAAGACCUUCCUACUUUAAGAGAGUAAAAGUAUGUACAAAAUGUCUCUUCUGAAAAUUUAUCAUCAACUCCUAAAGAAUAAUCUUUAAUAUCAUCCAAGAGGGAGGGACGUGCUUUAUAUGGAAAUCAAAGUCUGAAAAAUUUAAAAGGAAACCAUAUUGAACAGCAUAUUUUAAAUGAAUAAAAUGGAAAUUAGCUUAACGAAUUGGUAGAAUAAAAAGAAGAAACUUAAAGCAAUUCUUCAAUGCCAUUAUUGGAAACUGUAGACAUUGACUAAGAGACUAUAGAAUAAGCAUUAGAAAAAUUAAAAUAAAUAUAGGAUUAAGAAUAAAAUCUAUAAAAAUAACAUGAUAACAUAAAAGAGAAAGAAAAUCAAAAAUAAGAAGAUUUUGAAAAUCAAUAAUUAAAGGUUGAUAAUAAAUAAUAAAGUAAAAUUCCAGGAUUAAAGAGACUAUCUCCAGAUUAUAAAAAGUAACUAUAAGUCAAAAAAGAGAUGAAAUUCGAUAAAUAUAAUUCUAGUCCUCCAAAUUAAUUUAAAUAGAAAAAAGAUCCUAUUGAAAAAAAAUUAAAUAAAAAUUUUUUUGAAAAUGCUCCGAAAAAUUUGAUUGAAAUAAAACUUAACGAAGGAUAAUAAAAUCAAGAAGACCACCAAAAUAGAAGUAAGUUGGCUAUGCAUAAAAGUUAAUCUCUUUCUUUAAUAGAUAACAAAGAAUUUUAGUAACCAAAAGUUUAAGAACAAAAUAGUUAAAAGUUUCAAAACAAAAAUUUAGAUAAAGAUUUAAAAUAGAUAGAUGAAAAUAUUAAAAAAAUUUAAUCUGAUUUAAAAGUUUAUUAAGAUUUACUCAGCAGUGGCGAUAAAGAUUCCAAAUAAAGAUUGUCAGUAUCACCUUAGAAUUUAAAAAAUUAGUCAAAAAAUGGAUCAAACUAGAGCUUAGAAGAAUUUGAUUAAAGAGAGAAGUCUUUACCUAAAAAUACUAGUUUCUCUCCUUCAAGAAAUUACAUGUAAAACAACAAUUAAAAUAAAAAAAGAAAAAAGAUAUUUGAAAAUACUCCAAUUAGUCCAAAUGCCUAGCUUAUGGCUCGGAGUUCUAUUAUAAAUAACGGUUUAACAUUGUAAAACAACUCAAAAGUAUUUAAUUAGGUGAAUAACACCACACCAAGCAACAGUGACAUUUAAAUCUAAGAUGAUUUUGUUAAAAGAUCAAGUACUUACUCUCCUGCAUAGAGAAGCUUAUUAAAGCCUUAAUCUAUAUCCCCAAAUUAACAAAAUCAGCUAAAUAUAUAAUCUUAUUAUUAAAAGUCUUCUUAAAGGUAGUACAAGCCCAUAUUUUAGUAGUCCCCGAGCUAUCAAAGGAGUGCUUCAUAUAAGAGAUUAAAUAAUUUCGAUUAAUAAUUAGCUCAAAUAUCUGAAUCAAAUUUACAAUUCAAUAUUUCAUAGCAUUUAAACAAUGAACCUACUUUGUACUUAGAUAAAAUAAGAUAGCUCGAAGAUGAAAAUUAAAAAUUGAGAAUAAAGUUAAAUGAAACUAAAGUUUAAAAAGAAUAAAUUGAAAAGUAGUUAAAUUAGUAAAUUAUUGAAGUAAAUAAUAAAAUGUAAAAUUUGAUACAAUAGUUAAGCCAAGCACAAACUGAGAAGCAGUCUCUAAUGUAAGAACACUUAGAGAAAGAAAAUAAUCUACAAUCAGUUAUACACUAGUUGAAUGUAUAAAUUCAAGAUCUUUAAAUCCGUAUUGAAUAAUUACUAUCUCAACAAAUAGAUCAAGGUACAUAAAUAAAUUAACUUGGUUUGAACUAGUAAAAUAUUAUAAGAACUCAAUUCAACAAUAUGAUACCUUUAAAUUAGAAUAAUUCAUAUAUACAGAAUGGUAUUAAUUAAUUAUACUUACCCAGUUACUAAAUAACAUAAAUACCAUCCAGUUUGAAUAAAUUGUCGCCUCAUUAGCAUACUUUACAAAUGUAAAACUAAUAAAGUGAAAAGAAAAUAUUACUGUUAAACUAAAUAACAGAGGCAAACACUAUAAAAAAAGUCUAUCAUAAUAACCAUGAACCUUAGUAAUUCAAUCACUCAUAAUAUUUCAGAAGAGCAAAUAAAAUUUAAGAUAAGUAAUCAUAAAUAAGAAGCAUAUCUCCACUUUAAGGAUUAGAAUCACAUGAUUAAAAUAUUGCUCAUAUUCAUGGCCAGGAACAAACAGCCAAAUUUUGUUAAAAUAAUAAAUUUAAUUUUGAUUAAUUCUAAAAGCAAGAAUAGUUAACUGAAUAAAUGCAAAAAAAAUAAUUAGGAGAUUCCUUCAGCUAAGAAAAUAAAGGUAUGACAAGAAAUGAUUCAUAAACUUUUAAAAGAUAAACAUUUAAACAUGAAAUACAGUAAUCAUUUUCUCCUAAAAAUUCUUUCGUACCUUCUUCCAAUUAUUGGAAAGAUUAGAAUAAUGAUGAAUUUCCAAAAUAGAUAAAUGAAAAUGAAGAAGAAAUAUCUUUAAAAUAAUUAAAUAAAACUAUUUAAAAGGUUGAACAGGCAAUAAAUGUUAGCAAUAAUCAUAUUAUUUAGUUCUAAUCUAAUUAAAAUACUAAAAACGAAGAAAAGCCAUUUUUUGCUGCAGAAAAAAAACAAAAUGGUAGAAAGAGAAGUUUAUUGAAUGGUGUAUUUAAAGAAAUAAAUACUGCUGAAAAGAUUGAGAGCUAAUAGAAAAUUGAAGAAUCAUAUCAAGCAAGUAAAGAAAAGAAAUAUGAUGAAUCAUCAAUAUUUCCAUAAAUUAAUAUCUUACUAGAUUCCUAAACAAAAUUAUAAAGUCAACAAAUAAACAUCUAAAAAUAAUUUGAAACAGAAAAAUUGGAAUAGUAAAGUGAGUAGUCUAAGAAUUAAAAUAAAAGAACCCUAAAUCCAUAUUAAAAAUAAGAAACAUUUUAAUAGAAAGUUGAUUAUAACAUUCAAUAAUAAAAUUAAAUAGAGAAUAUAGAUUAAGUUUUCGAAUUCCUUCAAGAUUAAAAAUAUAAUGAAGCUCUAAGUAUAGCCCUUACUUAGUAAGAUGAUGAUUUCCUCAUUUAAGUACUUAAGCUUUCAGAAAUGGAAGACUGCAUUAAUAAACUAGAUGAUACUCAUAGUGAAUAUUUAUUAACCAAACUUAAGGGUAUGCUAUAUAAUAGAUAAUACUUAGAUUAAUGCAUUCCUUGGAUAACUUAAAUUGUUAAAAGUAAUGUUUCAAUAUCAUAGCUCCUUCUUAAUUCGUUAAUAGACACCAUAAAGAUUAUUCUUGAUUAACAAUAAAAUCCAUAUGAACCAAAUUAAAGUAUUACAUAAGAAGAGUAACAGAGUAUCCAACAAAUCUUAUAGAUUGCAUAGUAGAAAAUUUGA